Messenger RNA from Brettanomyces nanus, 1989 nucleotides. RefSeq lists its product as uncharacterized. Bases 1 to 1989 code for a protein of 662 amino acids. The record is from RefSeq and is a predicted model, not a curated record. Lineage: Eukaryota; Fungi; Ascomycota; Pichiomycetes; Pichiales; Pichiaceae. Gene Ontology annotation, molecular function: phosphatase activity. The transcript has a single exon. Gene Ontology annotation, biological process: dephosphorylation.
AUGGAGUACCUCAAAAUUACAAAGGUGGACCAUGUGACGUUACAUCGUCGUGGUCGGUCAUUUGAGGGCUCGCUUCAUUUAACCACUCAUCACCUAAUCUUCACUCUUACUCCGGCCGGAGACGGGAGCACCACUGUAAGUAGUGGUAGCAGUGGAUUUAGAGAGCUGUGGUGCUGUUAUCCAAUGAUCGAAAGGGUUGAGUUUCGUAAAGGAUCAGCUUUGAUGUACAUUAAAGGAGAUUAUGACGAGGAAAUAGUUGAUAGGGCUGAUAGAGCUGAUAGAGAUAGAGCUGAUAGGGCUGAUAGAGCUGAUAGGGCUGACAAAGCUGAAAGUGUUCACAGAACUGACAUAAGCAACAGUACAUUGCUUCAAGGGGCCAAUCUCAAGCUCUAUUGUAGGGACUACAAUUUCUCAAGCUUUGACUUUGCUGACAAAGGCCAAUGCCAUGAUGCAUUUGAGAGUAUUCUGCGACUCACAUGCAUUGAUAGCAUAGAGAAAUGUUAUGCAUUUAUUUAUGAGCCUAUUGAAAUAGAGGCUCCUUUUGAUAGUUGGAAGAACUAUGACGUGGUUCGAGAGUUUCAAAGGCAGGGAUUGCAUUUUGAAGAGGGUCAGAAUGAUUCUCUGGGCAGUUAUGGAUGGCGGAUGACUGAUAUCAACAGCGAUUAUAGUCUUUGUGAUACAUAUCCAGCUCGUUUGUGCGUUCCACAGACAAUCAGUGACACGAUAUUGAGUCAUACGGUACGAUUUCGGUCCAAAAAUAGAUUUCCUGCGUUAACUUAUUACUACAAGAAAAAUGGAUGCACCAUAGUAAGAUGUUCGCAGCCUUUGGUUGGUAUUAAGCAGAAUAGGUCAUUUCAAGAUGAGAAGCUGGUCUACGAGGUGUUUCGAACGAAUUGUAAAGAAGAUAAGCGGAAUUUGAUAGUAGAUGCGAGACCGUUGACCAGUGCCAUGGCUCAGGUGGCAAUGGGAGCAGGAACUGAAAACAUGGAUAAUUAUUGCGGGGACAAGAACCGGAAAGUGUUUCUAGGGCUGGAAAAUAUUCACACUAUGCGUGAGAGCAUCGGUAAGGUGAAGCAAGUGUUAAAGAAUAGCGAUGUUAGUAGUAGAAAAGAAGAGAAUCUGGAGGCAGAUUACGAAAAAUUGGAUAGGAGUGGAUGGCUAGAGCAUAUUUCACGGCUAUUAAGAUCAACGGAUCUAUUGAUCAAGUGGAUACAUUUGCAAGGAGUUCAUAUAGUGAUUCAUUGUUCAGAUGGAUGGGACAGAACUCCACAAGUUGUAUCUUUGGUACAAAUCUGUAUUGAUCCAUAUUUCCGGACUUUGGAAGGAUUUGUGGUUCUUGUCGAGAAAGAUUGGUGUUCGUUUGGUCAUCGUUUCAACGAAAGAUGUGGACAUCUUCAAAAAGAUACCAAAUUUUAUAAUUACACUUCGGAUUCGAAUUUUCAGAGGAUCCGGCAGCUCAAUCAGGCAUUUAAGCAUCAACAGAGUACGAAAUUUGAGAGUCCUAUCUUCCAGCAAUUCUUGGAUUGUCUAUACCAAUUGAUGCGGCAGUAUCCGAGCAAAUUUGAGUACAAUGAGAGAUUUCUACGAAGAUUGGUCUAUCAUUUGUUUUCAUGUCAAUACGGUACAUUUUUACAAGACUGUGAGAAGGAAAGGAUUCAAGAGCUGCGAUUACCACAGAGAACAAGGUCUGUUUGGGAUUAUUUCAGAGCCCGAAAGGCUCAGUUUCUGAAUCCUAACUAUGAAAAAAUAGAAGAAGUCGAAAGUCCGCACGAAUCGGAGGAAACCGAAACUAUCCUUUACCCAAAUUUCACCGAUGUGAUAUUCUGGUAUGAAUUGUAUGGGAAAAGAUACGAAGAACUGAAUGUAGAAAAGGCAGUUAUCAAAAAAGGAACCACCACCACUACCACAGCGUCAACGGCUACAGUGACCUCGGUGGCCUCAGCGUCUACCCCACCAGUGACUCAACUAGAACAGCUGCAAAUAUCGUGA